GUCGUAUACGAUUUCGCCGGCCUCAUUCAACCGAUAUCAGCUGCGCGCCGAAGAGCUGGUCAGUGCCCUUGGCUGGGACUCUCUUCUGGAAAGGCAAAGAUUUACCUACUAUCCGGAGGCCGUGCGCACCUUUUUAUGCAUACAUGCGGCGCAUCAGUGGUCCUAGUUCAGCUACUAUGACCACCACGGUGAAUUGACACACUAUCACUAUCACCGUGGAUCUUCUGUCUCGAGUGUUGCAUCUCUCCACUAAAGGUCGUGAGGUAAUGAGUGAAGCUGAUUUUUAUCGAUAUGGUUUUAGCCCUCGCGAAGCCAUCUCUCGGUUGUCCUCAAUUGAGACAAUUGGCUCCAACUCUACUAAUCUGAGAUGUCUUCCCGAUGAAUUGAAGGUGCUUCACUUUUACAUCACCCGGGUUUUCCUUCCUUGAACUGUCGACCGUUCGACGGUUAUACCCCUCGAUCUCUGGAUCAUGUUCAAUGCGGUGUCCUACCGCAAGUUGAGCUAUCCUCAUCUCAUGCUCCACCAUAUGAUGGUCUACAAUGAUCAUCAGAACGGCGGAUACCUUCCUUUUGCCCCGCAGAUUUCUCAUUUCCUCCAAUGCCUAGGGAUUGAUCUUGAGGAUAAAGCCUCCUCAGUUAAUGUGCUUGACACACUUUGUGCGCAGCAUGUUCUUCGUCGUGUGGAUGCUUCAGUCGGCGUUCGUAAGCUUCAUAGUGCUCAAGGGGGAGAAAAGGCUGCAGCAGAUAUUGGCAAUACAGAAGCCGAUCUUGCAGCUUUUCGCAGAUGCUUGGAAGGCAUAUCAAAGGAUAAUAGUAAAAGGAAACUGACAGAUAGGAGUAAGGGGGAGCCAUCACGACCAACCACACUAGGAAAGAGCAUUCAGAUACUCACCAAUGUCGGAGUAGGGGUGGUAUUCAGUCGGUAAAUGGUAAACCGUUUACCGAAUUUACCGGUUUAGGUAUACCGACAGUGGCUAAAUUGGAAUCGAUUACCGAUACCGGUUUGUAACCGGUUUACCGAUUACCGAAUUACCAGUAAACGGUUACAAACCGGUAUUACCAAAAUACAGUGAGACGCGACGUCGGGCGGCGGGGAAGCCGGAAGGUGGCGGAGAUGGCUGAGUCGCUGGGUAGGGGUUUUCCUAGGGACGAACAAAAAUGGCAUCCUCUGCUCUCAACUUCGUCACCGUCAACCCAAAGCUCCAGCAAUCCCCGAAACCCACUCCACCCUCCCACAGAUUCACCACCGCCAGAAGAUUCCUCUCCUCCCUCCGCCCAAUCAAAGCCUCCAUAUUCG
This is a messenger RNA of Linum trigynum, 1297 nucleotides long. The record is from the annotation of a GenBank genome assembly. Lineage: Eukaryota; Viridiplantae; Streptophyta; Magnoliopsida; Malpighiales; Linaceae.